CUUCCCGGCAGGACGUGAGAGCGCGCACGCGCACCGGGGCCUCCGCCAUGGCGACCGUGCUGUCCAGGGCGCUCAAGCUCCCGGGGAAGAAGAGCCCGGACUUGGGGGAGUAUGACCCCCUCACGCAGGCCGACAGCGACGAGAGUGAAGAUGAUCUCGUGCUUAAUCUGCAGCAGAAGAACGGAGGGGUCAAGAACGGGAAAAGUCCGCUGGGAGAAGCACCAGAGCCCGACUCGGAUGCUGAGGUCACAGGGGCUGGGAAGCCUCAUCUCUCGGAGGUCACCACAGAGGGGUACCCCUUGGAGCCCCUGGGGGGCCUGGAGCAGAAGGCGGCCUCCUCCAUCGUGUCCUACAUGCGCACAUCCGUCUUUCUGCUGAUGCUGGUGAUCUCCAUGGUCCUGGUGCUCGUGUGUGCCUUCCUGAUCCCCUGUCCCCCCCGAGACCUGCACAGCACGUGGAGCCGCCACUUGGGUCCCCAAGGAGGUGGGGACCUGUCUCCACUGGACCUGGCGGACGUGAACGGAGACGGCCUGCGUGACGUGCUUCUCUCCUACGUGACGUCAGGGAACGGGAGCACCGCUGGUGUCUCAAGGCCACCUGCUGUCCUCGUGUGCCUUUCGGGGAUGAAUGGCAGUACGCUCUGGUCUAGUCCCCUCCCCGAGGAGGCCCGAGAUAUUACCUGUCUGGAUCUAAUGCCAGGGAGAGUGGCCGAAACCAUCUGCCUUGUGACGGGGACACACAAGAUGUUCAGCGCAUUCAACGCGACAUCAGGGAAAGCCAUUUGGACUUUAGACCCACACUACUUACCCAACGGUACCCUGGCUGCCCCAGGCGUGGUGCUGCCAGACCUGGAUGAAGAUGGCAUUAGAGAUCUCGCAGUUCUGGUCAUUGGGGAAUUGCAGCCAGAUCUGUGCUUUCUGCUGGUGUCUGGCCGGACAGGGAGUCCCAUGGGCCGACCCGUGAAGUACAACAUCGUCGGAGUGGGGAACCUGAUCGGCCCUCAGGUUUACAUCACCACCAGCGGGGCUGCCUACGUCCUGUUUGGCUUUGGAAGUAUCCAGGCUGUCGCCCUGCGGGACAUUUUUGUUCAGGCCCAAAAUCGAGACCGCUUACCACCUUCCCUGCAGAUAGACGAGCCCGAGUGGGAGAGGCGGAGAUCCACCAACCUGUCUGAGCUCAUUGACAUUUACAGUGAUGGAGUGGAGUUCCUCCAGACGGUGAAGGUGCCGGAUUCCAACAGCAGCAACCUCCUGAUCACAACCAGACAAGGCCUUGUCCUGCUUCAGGGGCAAAAUCUCACACCUUCCUGGACCUUGAGCCUCCAAGGCCUGCACAGCCAGCCUACUCCUGGGUAUUUCACGGAUGAUGAGACGUUAGACUUCCUUCUGCAGAUACCGAAUGGAGUUGGGCUGAAAAAGGUGAUGGUGGUGGAUGGGGACUCUGGCAUGGUCGCUUGGAGUUACAGCAUUCCGUGUCACAUGGAAGAAACCCCGGCCACCUCAGCAGCCGCUGUGGGCCAGAAGUCUGUCUUCCUCUUCUGGGCUGAAGGGCUGUCAGCUGCAUCGCCCAAUCCUGAUGUCGUCCUAGGAACUGAGCCACCCAGCCUUCACCACCUGUACCUCCUGCAUCCAGCCUUCCCCUCCAUUCUUCUGGAUCUGGCCAAUGCCACCGGCACCGUGACGGCUUCAGAGGUUGGGAUCAACGACCUCUGGAAAGAUGCCUUUUAUGUUACCAGGACAACAGGGCCAAGCUCUGAAGGGCAUCCAGCACCCUUGGUGGUCAGCAAGCUUAGUCUGCGGUGGGCACUGAUGGAGGGCCAAGUGGUCCAGCUAAAGGAGACAGCCCCCAAAAUUGGCCGCGGGGAGCUGCGAAGAUUCCUCUCUAGGAUAAAGUUCGUUGACUCUCCCUACCAGAUCUAGGCUGCUGGACGCUGCAGUUUCAGAAGAAGUGAACUGAAUGGUACCGUCUCUGUCCAGCCGGGGACGAUGACUUCUGUCAGCCACUGCACCACGUCUGCGUGAAUGUUGCCGAGCACUUGGGAAGGCACGUGGAGGGUCUUGGAUAACAGCACGAUCCGUUCGGCUGGGGUGCUGCCCUGCCAACCCACCAAUGAACCCCUUCUAGGUGUUCUGUGUGGAUAGUUUGGAAAUGUGAAUCUUGUGUUAUUUUUUGUGUGUCUAAUUUAUGAACCCUUGCUGGGAAAUUCCAGUGAAGUCCUUCCCUGGAACAUUUUGUCGUGCGUUACGCCCUGAGUGUGUAUCUGUUGGUGUGGUGACGAAACCUUCUCUAGAUAAGUAUGUCCUAAGCUCCAGGGACCCAGGUUCUCAUCCGUCCGAAACACAUCUGGUUGGUUUGGGCCUCUUGAGACUCCCAGAUAGCCUACCUCUGACUUGGAGGGCCCCUUGGCAUUUCUCCUGUUCGUCUCCCCCUACCUGUACCUUGGCUGCAGUAGCGAGAGAGGCUGACACGGGGAUGGCGCGAGCCACCCAGAAUCCUCCUCUCUUCCUUGCUUUGUGGCUCCUGUCUCCUCUCUCCUCACAUGUUUCUUUGCUCUGUAUUCAGUGACCAUAACAACGACCCUGUUCCUAUCAGAAGGGGAACAGGAGAAGUUUAAACGCCCCACCUCUGACAAGGUCCAUAGGUUAUGACGUGGUUCGGGUAUUUCCUCCAGUCACGGCCAUUUUACCGUGGUCACUUCGGACGUGCUCAGGUGUGCACCGUCCACAGCUUAGAGGAAAACUCAAGUCAGGAACGCCUGCGGCUGGCAGCCUCAGCCCCUUUAUCUCCACCCUGCUUUCUCAGCAUCUUCUGGUGGGCCUCCUCCUUUCUGCCUCUCAUUUUGCUCUUUUUAUUCAGGGAUGUUUUUGCUUUGAUCGCAUGAGAGCAAAGCUGUUUCUGGACUUUGGCUCCUUGAGUCCAGCAUGCAACCAUUCUGCCCUGUAGCCCCACUUCCUUGUAGAGCCUUUGAAGCAGAGUAUUUUGAGAAUAUGGCUGUGUAAAUACUAUAGCUUUUAUGAAUGGAGAAGUUCUUUGCGAUUAUCCCCAGAGCUUGCUUCUUCCUUCUUCUGUGUGGAUAUGUUGCUUUAUCAGGUUCUCCCCUAAACUUCUAGGUCGUUGUUUCUAUUUUGAGAAAAUGUCUAUGUAAAUGCUGUAGCUUUUAUAAGUGGAGAAGUUCUUUCGAAUUAUCUCCAGAGCUUAUUUCUUCCUUCUUCUGUAUGAACAUGUUACUUUAUCAGGUUCUCCCCUAAACUUCUAGGUCAUUGUUUCUAUUUUGAGAAAAUGUCUAUGUAAACACUAUAGCUUUUAUAAAUGGAGAAGUUCUUUAGAAUUACCUCCAGAGCUUAUUUCUUCCUUCUUCUGUAUGAAUCUGUUACUUUAUCAGGUUCUCCCCUAAACUUCUAGGUCAUUGUUUAUAUAGCAGAGAAUCCCACGUUAGCUGGGGGAGAACCGCUGUUCUUCUCGAACAGUUUUGAUAGGUCAUCCGAGUGCACUCGGUUUCUCUCCUUACUUGAGCCUGUGUCUUUUAAGCUUGUGUUACUAAAGAGAUUCCAGAAAAUCGGGAUGCCAGAUUUAAAGGGGUAUGUCUGAAUUGCCCACUGGUAGGCGUUGUGACGUAACCGAAGGUUGGUAGCCAGAGCUGUAAGCAGGCACGUUGCCUGGCCUGUAGACUGGCCUCGCCAGGUUUCUGCCCCCUUCCCGCCCCCCUCCCCACCUGAAGUCCCUGAAAGCAAAUUUGGUUUCAACACUUUGGAAGGCACGUGUGGGUCCAGCUUAUUGUGAACUUGGGAGAACAAUCAGGAGACACCCAAGAGUCUGGGAUUGAUUCCGGAUUCACUUCUAGGGUUUGAAUCUGCCUGGCUAGAAGGGCGUAGGAUCUAGUUUAGUCUAAUAGAGAAUUCUAAGGACUGAUUCACAGUCCACCGAAUACCUGAAGCCUGAGUGGCGGCCUGGGCUGGGCCACCUCGUUCUCUACCACGUGGAGGCUUUCAGGGCUGCCAGCCACUUCAGGCAGGAGUCAAAUGCAAAGCUGUUUACGGAAGAUCUGGUUUCGGAGGACUGUUUGGGGCAGGAGACUAUAUUUAUGCUGGGCGAGUCCCAGAAACACCUAAGCAGCAGCCAGGGAGAACAGCGGCGCUACAUUCUUUGUGGUGUGUUUGCAGACUGACUUCACAUAGGUUGUCUGGACUCUGAUCAGUUUGAAUCUCUCUUGCUAAACACAGGACACAAGCUCUAGGUUUUCCUUCUUCCUCCUGCAGCCAGUACAGGGGGAGUAAAUGGUGGCUGAAGAUCGAGGAAGCUUCACCGGAUCGGUGUGCGUGCUGGUCUCUUGUCAAAUGUGUCCCUAAACUUCCUUCUCCUCGCAGGCAACCCCCCAGCCAGACUUCAGAGAUAGGAAGUGCGCCUCUCUUUUGGGGUUGCCAGCAGAGCCAAUCGAGCACUACUUAGAAAGCGUUUUGACUUCAGUGAAUGCCAGGGUGUUCCUUCUCCCAGUCUCUCCUUUCUCCUUCCCGUACAAGCCCUCUGCCCUAGACGACAUCCUCCCCACCCCCAGAGGGACUUUGCUCCCCUUCUAGUGCGGUUCCCCCCACCUCGAAUGUGAAUGGCCGCCCUGACUGCCUGUGUUAAAUAAGAGCCAGCUGGUACAUUGUCAGGAAGCGCUGUUUAAAAUGUGAAUCGUUACAGAACAAAUAAACACUGUGU
Molecule: messenger RNA, 4701 nt
Organism: Mesoplodon densirostris (Blainville's beaked whale)
Lineage: Eukaryota; Metazoa; Chordata; Mammalia; Artiodactyla; Ziphiidae
Gene: FAM234B
Product: family with sequence similarity 234 member B
Exons: 13
Coding region: 48-1919 (623 amino acids)
Molecular function (GO): protein binding
Source: RefSeq, a predicted model, not a curated record